AUGCAUCGCUGCCAGAGGAGAGUCGAGGCCUUGCAAGCUGCAGCAGGAGAUGCGUUCUCGGCCGCCGUCCAGCGUUGCUCGCCGAAGCCGUUCUCCAAAUUUCUUACAGAGCCCAAUUGGACACUGAUUGGACAGGAAAAAAAAAUCUUUUUUUCCUCUGCAGACCCUGUACAGAUAACGUGGCUUGGUAGAGUUUGUGGUGUUGUGGCGAAAAAGCGACAAUGCGCGUUGGUCGGGCGCUUUUCGCCCUCGAUCGGGGUUUACUCAAAGAUCUAUUGCCGUAUCGGAUCCGAGCACAGCAGAGAGGCAAAACCUGGGGUUGCACUUCUGUCGCUGCAUCUGCAACCAGGCGAUCAAGGCCAAACGAUCGAAGCUGGACUGGACAAAGCUCUCUCCGAAGAGGAGGACAGUAUCUUUGAAGCUCUCCCCGCCACUAUGCAGCGCAGACCAGCUAGUCUCACCCCGAGCGCAGCAGAGACACGACGGUGA
This is a messenger RNA of Trichoderma gamsii, 489 nucleotides long. RefSeq lists its product as hypothetical. The transcript has a single exon. Lineage: Eukaryota; Fungi; Ascomycota; Sordariomycetes; Hypocreales; Hypocreaceae. The record is from RefSeq and is a predicted model, not a curated record. The coding region runs from base 1 to 489 and encodes 162 amino acids.